Molecule: messenger RNA, 1784 nt
Organism: Alligator sinensis (Chinese alligator)
Lineage: Eukaryota; Metazoa; Chordata; Crocodylia; Alligatoridae
Gene: GNG13
Product: G protein subunit gamma 13
Exons: 3
Coding region: 1246-1449 (67 amino acids)
Biological process (GO): phospholipase C-activating G protein-coupled receptor signaling pathway; sensory perception of taste
Cellular component (GO): heterotrimeric G-protein complex
Molecular function (GO): G-protein beta-subunit binding
Source: RefSeq, a predicted model, not a curated record
GCAAAUCACUGCCAGAUCCCCCUGCCCCUGUGUCCUUCCUGCUAGACCCGAGCACAGGGCGGACCCCCGGAGCUGUGCAUCUCAGCCCCCCGCCCUCUUUGCUAGCCCCUCUCCUGGCUGCCCCGGGGCUCUGCUUUCAGUCUGUCUCCUUACACAAAUCCUACAAUAGCACCAGCCAGCUGCUACCAUUUCAGGUUUUGUUUCAAAAACACCCCCAUAUGAGGUUAUGAAUGCUGCUUUAGUCAUUUAUCAGUGGAUUAACUUCUUUCUGAGUGCAUUUUUUUUUUUUUUUUUUUAAACCUUCCUGUUUUCAGUGGCUUUGGCCACUGCCCCACUUCUCAUGUUAUCGUCUAAGUGUAGCCGAUUGCUUCCCAUCGUUAUGUGCCAAGCUCAGCCUGGCAGCCAGGACAGCCAUGGGUGGUUAGAGAGAAAGGAGGAUGGAGGGGCAGUGCCGCGUGAAGCACUGGGUGGAAAACAAGGUCUGAGGAAUAGAUUCUGCCUCCAGAGCAAAACCCAGCAAAUCUUGUGCCAAGUCCCCGGGAAAGACCGAGGCAUCCUUGCAAAGCCUGCACUGCAUCACGCGACGGCUCGGAGAUGGGACUACAACAUGUUAUUCUAUAUGGCUUUUCCCUCUCGGGCUCCUUAAUCCCUUCGGGAUACAAUUAAGGCACAAGUCUGAGGCCAAGGUAACUAUGGCAUCCAAACAUCAGCUGUCACCAGCACCGGGUACCAAUAAAAGGCAGGCCAGCCAAGAACCAGGGAGACUUUUUCAUGAGCAUCCUAAUCCGUUUGCCAUUUCUGCAGCACCGGUGACUCCAGGCAGAGGACAUUGCAAGUGAGCAGAGCAAGAGGUAGGGACACAGGCUUGCUCUCGCGCUCUUUCUCUCGCUCGCUCUCUCAGCUUAUCUCAAUACCGAACCGUUAAACAGAGCGAAAUCUUGGAGGGGGGAGGGAGCGGAGGGGGGGAAGACGGUCUCAUUAUCUGCUCUGUGCUGUGCCUGUGGCAGCUGGCCGGCCCGUACAUUAAUAGAUUACAUUGAGGAUUUGCGAUUGUUAACAGCGAAGGGGGCUUGAGCUGCCUACAUUCGGGGGAAAAGGCCGCCGCGGCUCGCUGCUCCAGCGGAGGACGCGUCUUUGGAAGGGAACUGCACUUUUUUCUCCCCCCCAUCCCCUCCUGCUAGCACAUUUUCUGGCCAGCCCAGGUUGCUGCCGCGUUAGCCAGCGCACGCCCCAGGCCCUGCCGGCAUGGAUGAAUGGGACGUCCCGCAGUGGAAGAAGGAAGUCGACAGCCUGAAAUACCAACUGGCUUACAAGAGGGAGAUGGCAUCGAAGACAAUACCCGAGCUGCUCAAGUGGAUAGAAGACGGCAUCCCUAACGACCCGUUUCUGAACCCAGAGCUGAUGAAAAACAACCCGUGGGUGGAAAAGGGCAAAUGCACCAUCCUCUGAUGCAUCUCCAUCCAGGUCACCACCAACCUGCAACCACUGACAAAUGGCUUCCUACUGAGAUAUUCAAUCUUGCAUUAACACUGAAUGUACAUUUUUUUUUUAUUAGCUUCCUAAUAUGACUAACUGAACCGACCCUAUCCUCACCUUGUCUUGUUAUCUUUAUUAGUAGAAGGGGCUCUUUUAUACCAGGGAACUGAGAAAGCACAAGCCGCCGAGGCACCUUGGUAGGAGACACGCUGUUAGAGAGACGUGCGGAUUGGCAGGAUCAAAAACAGGAGGCUCGAUAGUAAUAGCAAGCAAACAAAGCACCUCUCUUGACCCAUUAAACUUCCAUU